AGAGCAUAGUUACAAACUUUGAAUAAACAUGUUUUAAAUAAAAAACAUCAUCGUGCAGAACCGAGAUAUACAGACAAAAUGAGCGUUAACGUGCGAAACGAAAGUGGAAAUCAAAUAACCAUUAAUAUCAAUCAAGGAAACGGCUCCCAGAAUCUGAGCGAACCUAACAACAAUGGCGAUCAACCUACACAACAGCCACCUCGACCACCAUCGCCACCACCUCCAGUUACAAGUCAACCUGAAGACGAUUUGCCAACAAGAAAUCGUCAGUUCCCACCGAAUGAUCCGCCAAAUGGAAGAAUUUCUGACAGCGUUAACCAGAAAAAAUCGGAGUCAGAAGAAACUCACAUCAUGGAAGAAUAUGAUCACACUAAUGAGUAUGUUGAUAAUAAAUCUACAAAUGACAGUGGAAUUGAAAGUCAAAAAUAUGGCGCGCCAGAAAUCGAUGGACAAUCAACAAAUACUGAGAACCCAUCUUUCUAUGAUGAAGAUACCAAAGUCAAAGAAUUGGCAUCGUCGAGCAGGGUUGACUCCACAACUCGCAACAUGAAACGAAGAAAGACCGAAGUCGACAGAGAAGAAAUGCAAGAUCGGAAAAUAAUAAAAACUGAAGAAGACAAUGAUGGGUUGGGCGUAUUUGCCUCAUUCAAUGUUGCAGAACGGGCUGAAAUUUCCAUCAAGGCAAAUAAAUUUGCCGAAGCCAUCGCAGAACUGCAGCAAUUAGAAAAUAAAGAUUUCAGAAAAACAUUUCUACUGGCUGAAUGCAUGCUUAGAAUGGGAUCGACAAAUACUCGAAACGUCAUUGAAGAAUUAGCAGAGAUUGUGAAAUCCGAUUCCCCGGAUAUUACCGAAAAGUAUUUGUUAGAUUUAGGCAUAUUUAUGCUAAAUAAUGGGAAAAUUGCUAAAGCUAUGGUAUUAUUUACAUGCACUGCGUUUGUUUCGAAUAAAUUGUUCCAAAUAGGAAUGUGUAUAUUUCGAUUAAAUGAAGCAAUUAGAAAAAUUCCAAUUUCAAAAGCCAAAAAGGCGAAAGCCGAUAAGGCAAAGAAAAAAUUUGCACAGUCGCCUUUGCAGAAAAAAUUUGGCUCGUGGUCCAAAAGUUUAGAUCAAUUUGAUGUUUUAAUGAAUAAUAUGUUGGACCAAAUGGAAAUUAUUGGUGGUGCACAACUACGUAAAUAUCAGGCGUUUGGUUUAAGUUGGAUGGGUGCCGCAUCUUAUUUCAUUGGCCAUGACUUCUUCACUAAAGCUGAGGAAUAUAGUGAAAAGGGGCUCCGAAUUAGCCUAGAACUUGGAGGGGAGGGAUACCAUGUUGAAAGAACACGCAGUGAUCUAUAUUCCAAUUAUGGUCAAGCUAUCUGUACCCUGGGCAAAAAGUCGAGUGGUAUUGAUCACAUCGAAACAUCUUUAAAAAUAGCAGAAGGUGUGAAAGAUUGUCCCGAUGAUAAAAUAUCUGAUUUUAAUGACAACAUAAAACAUAAACGGGAGCAACUGGAAUAUUGGAAAAAACGAUUAUAAUGUUACAACAUUACGCUUGAACUAGAACGUUCAAUACUGUAUAUAAAACACUUGAUUAUUUGUUAAUUUUUCUCCAAUAACGAUCCAUUAGAUUGGGUUCCUUACCGUUACUAUUCUAUCCUUAACUUCUUAAAUUUAGUAAAAGAAAAGUGAAGUUUGUAUCAUCUUUUGUUGUGUGAAGUGAGUGAAAUUGUCAAGGGUUUCACAUUUUUAAUUCUUUGCUGCUUGCUAUAAUCGAAGUUAUUCAUCAAUGCUGCAUAGUUUUGUUAUUAAAAAUAAUAAUUUUUGCGUGAAUUAACAAU
This is a messenger RNA of Styela clava, 1814 nucleotides long. RefSeq lists its product as uncharacterized. The record is from RefSeq and is a predicted model, not a curated record. Lineage: Eukaryota; Metazoa; Chordata; Ascidiacea; Stolidobranchia; Styelidae. Gene Ontology annotation, molecular function: protein binding.